Clonostachys rhizophaga is the source of this 1071-nucleotide messenger RNA. Lineage: Eukaryota; Fungi; Ascomycota; Sordariomycetes; Hypocreales; Bionectriaceae. The record is from the annotation of a GenBank genome assembly.
AUGCCAGCUAUUAUUCAAGCCGUAGAUGGCCCUGUCGACGCCACCAUCCUCGGUGGCCACCCGGAAAGCCGGCCCCGCCUGACGGCGCCACUCACUUACACGGGCUCCCUGGACCGCUUCUCCCACUUCGACGUGACCCCUGCCAUUGGCCGUGAGUACACAGGGCUACACAUCAAGGAUCUCCUCACGGCCUCGGACGAGCAGAUUCAAGAUUUGGCUUUGAUUAUUUCGCAGCGUGGAGUGGUCUUUCUACGCGGACAAGCCGAUGUGACACCCAUUGAAAUGAAAGACUUCAUGCUGCGGCUGACAGAGCAGGCUGGGUGCCCUGAGUCGUCAGGCCUGCAUGUCCAUCCUCUCACCGAGGAGGGGAGCGAGCUGGGUGACCAGAUUAGUGUAAUUUCGAGUGCAAAGCAGAAGAAGGGAGGCGGCUUGACUCACCAGCUAAGUGAUGUUAGUCGAUUCGCGAGCGCUGGCUGGCACAGCGACAUCACCUUUGAAAAGGUUCCAUCUGAUUAUGCGAUGCUCAAAAUCCACACUCUUCCAGAAACUGGAGGCGACACGCUCUGGGCUUCUGGCUACGAAAUCUACGACCGCCUCUCAGAGCCGAUGAAGGAAUUUCUCUCCGGGCUCACAGCAACGCACGAUGCGUCCUUCUUUCACGAUGAGGCUGCCCGUCUAGGCAACCCCCUGCGCAAGACCCCGCGAGGCUCGCACCUCAACCAGGGCGACAACCUCGUAACCGUCCACCCGCUGAUUCGGACCAACCCCGUCACCGGGUGGCGAAGCGUUUACGUCAAUCGCGGCUUCACCAAGCGCAUCAACGGAGUGACCCGUGACGAGAGCGAUGUGCUGCUGCCAUAUUUGUUCAACCUAGUAACGCAGAACCAUGAUGCGCAAGUGAGGUUUCGAUGGAAUCAAGGAGACAUUGCAAUUUGGGAUAACCGGUCGACUUUUCACUGCGCAACCUAUGAUUACGAGGCUGCUAGGGCUGGAGACCGAGUCUGCAGCUUGGGCGAAGCUCCCUAUCUCGACCGGAAUAGUACAGGUCGCAAGGAGGCAUUGGGCUUAUAG